GCCCUGGCGGAGACCUCCCUGCCCCUGCUGGGGACCCCCGGUCUGAUGAACAGCAGCUCCUCUGGCCUGAUGGGUGCCAGUCCCUCACGGUCUAAUGGGCGGUAGCCCCCCAGGAAUGAUGGGGGGCAGUCCUGCAGGGAUGAUGGGGGGCAGCCCCCCCAGGAAUGAUGGGGGGUAGUCCUGCAGGGAUGAUGGGGGGCAGCCCCCCAGGGAUGAUGGGGGGCAGUCCUGCCAGCCUCCUGCAGUCUGUCCACGACGAGCUGAACGGGUCCCUGGAUCACUUGGACUCCAACGGACACGGCAGCCCUGGAUACUCCCCACACGGACACAUGCCGGCCAUUCAUGUAAAGGAGGAGCCGUUGAACAUGGACGAUGACGACUGUCCGAUGUCACUGGUCACAACAGCCAAUCACAGCCCAGAGCUGGACGACGACCGGGAGCUGGAGGAGGGUAACCUAUCAGAGGAUCUGGAGUGACUGGAAAUCCGGUCGCUAUAUCCCUCCACCACACUGUUCCCCUCACAGGUGUCCUGCAAGACCAGAAACCACUCCACGCCCCAACAGAACACAGCUGACUCUCACUAGGACUAUUUAUUGAGCAUGCAUCCGGAAGAAAGUCUCACCCUAAGGAACUCUUUGUUGCAGCCCUAUGGGACCCCGAACAUGACAGGCAUGAGAUGUCUGCUUUUUAACUUUACGACCCGUUUGACUCUAGCUGGCUUGGCCAACAGACUGAACAAAAAUGGGCUCAUGGACGAAACGAUAUGAGAAAAAAAGCGGGCAAAUCUGUUCUGUAGAAAGUUAAUGGCCUCAUAUACUGCCAAAAAAAUUAUAUGUUUUAAGUUCGUGAAUAUCCAACCAACCAACCCCACCCUAGCCGAUGUCUAGAAACAAUUGCUGGUUCAAUUCAAGUUGUUGCUCUGUCAUCAUUUGCACAGGAGUAGUAUCAGAAAUUAGUGUCACUGCCUGUAUGUUGCUAAAAUUCUAAAAACCAGUAUUUUAUUUUUCAUUGUUUCCUUUCUUCUUUUGUAUUAUAAUUUCAGCCCAAAUGUAAAUGCCAUCUACUAAGUCACACCAAUAACAGAACUGCAGUACCAAGACUGUUGUUGCAGCUGUCAAAAAAGUAGGCUUCCAGUCUAUUAUCUGUCUGUGAUGAAAAGUGAAAACGUGAAUAUUAAGUUGAUUUAAAAAGAUGAAAAAGAAAAAAAGAAAAAGACAAAAAAAAAUACUGUUUGUGUAAAGCACCAUUUAGGGGGAACAUGCAUUUCUGCAUAUUCUUCUGCUAUUCUCUUUACCUCCUCGUUCUGAAGCUUUGUCUACCUGCAAACAGUCACAGGCGACAGCUAGAAACCAAAGCCUACCCUAGCAAUGGCCAAUAGCUUAGACAGAAGCCACCAGACUACUUUGGUCAGCCUUCUGUGACUUUAACUAGUACAAAGAGAAGCUUUUUUUCGCAAACUACCUUCGAAUAACCUCUGGGAUUGUUUUAUUUAGCCCUGUAUAAAGAUGAGUAAGAAGAAAAAAAAACUGAUUUUGAUGUGUAAUUUGAUAACUCAUAUAGGAGGUCCACUUGGUGUGUAGAGGAGAUGUCUGCCAGACUGAAGUGAAGAUGAGAGAGAGCGAACAGGAAUUAUGUGCUAGGGACUUACUGACUGGUAGAAAGCAGCUACUGUAACAGUGGAUCAUGACCAAAACAAACAUUUGUGUAUUCAGUGGAAGUGCAGAAAAAAAUUGUGUUGUUGUGAUGAUCGUUUUCCUGAUUUUAUUUUCUUUCUUUUUUUAAAAUCUUUUAUUUUCUUGUGUUUUUUUUUUAUAUAUAAUUUUUUUAAUUUGCGUUUCCCAUCAUGUCAUUGUUUUUCUAAUCUAGUGAAUAUGUAAUGUUCUAAGUGGGACUGUCAGAUAUGUCAUGUCUUCUUACCGUACGGCUUGUUCAGAGCCGUGUUUGAACCGAAACUGAAAACAUAGUAACCAAACAUUAAAAUAUCUAGCAAAGCCAAAUAAGUCAUAAUUUCAAGUUGAUAUGAAAUAAUGUGGCUUGGUUAUCAUGUCAAAGCAAAUAAUAUAGCCAUUGUAGAAGGGGAAAUCAGAGAUUAAGAGAACCUUUUCUAGGUGAUAUUUGCUUUAACUUGUAGUCAAAUACUCAUUGUGUAAUUCAUAGCUUCGUGACUAUAUAGAAACAGGCAGUGUUGGCAGAGGAGGCUUCUUAACUGCGCUGUGGGUUCUGUAUGGGUUACUUGUUUUAUAUCACAUUUGAUAUCCUAGUGACAGAACUGAAGUACUGUAGUGAUCGUCCAAACUCUAUUUCAUUUCUCACUGCUAAUGUCAUCUAGAAAAGUGUUGUUGCUUUAAUAUGGUCAUUUCCGUUUUCAGUCAAACCAAAGUUACACAAAAUUCUGCCUCCUCUUGUAUGGGAUAUAUUAACUCUGAACUACACACACACACACACAUAGUUCCUGUUCCCAGGCUCACACAUACCACUGUGUUCGUGAUUGCCAGUUUUUCUGGUUCUCCAUACGGUAAACACAAACAGAAAUGAAACUGAGUUGUCUGCUUGGUGCAUAAGUUAACAUCAUAUUUACCACAGCUAAACACAUAGAUACAAACAAUACGCACACACAAACACACACUCACUCAUGCCAGUUCCACUUCAAGAGGGUGCUGGGCCCAGGAACAAAGCUUAUCCCUUCAAUACUUGGCUGGAGUCAGCAAAACGACUUGAAGACGACGUCCAUAAUAAUCUUAUCACACCAAAUAUAAGGACGCUCUGUCUUUCAAAAAGGGUUCUCCCACUUACCCAAAAGGCUUUCUAAAAGGUUCUACCUCUGCACAAACAAUUUCAUAACAAUUAUGACAGAUUGCACGAGUUAUUAGUACGCCACAAGAGCUGUUACACUUUAAUACGCUUGUCACAUCGGACAUGGGUCAACAAGACGUUUACAUUCCCAAUACGUCAGAAAUGGAAGAGUUGCAUUGUAAUAGGUUGUCAAACAUUUGUAGAAUGAUGAUGUAUUAUACCUGUAAGGGAAUAUUGUGUUUUAAAAUGCAUGUCUAAAAUCAUUUGGUGGACUGGAAACAAGAAUUAAUAAAAAUAAUAUAAUAAAAACCAUUGGGAUGAAUGAUGGCCUAAAUGUACGUACAAUGCAUAAGAAUGCAUACCUCAACUAUAUUCUUUAGUUUUUAUUUUGGGAAGGAAAAAAACUGUCAGCCACAGAAUGCAUAUUACCUGUAGAUUUUGCAUGGGUUUUGUAAAAAUCAAGUAAAAUAAUGUCUAAAAUAGUUGCUUGCACAUAAUACCAGAAAGACCUCCAGAACUGCGAUCUUCUCCUCUAUUAGUUUUUAGGAUUGUCUGGAUAUUCUGGGUUGAUUUUGUCUGUAUUUUGAUAACUGUGCAUACUUAUGUAAAAAAUGUUGGUGGACCCAUAAAUUUACCAGACUUUUUCUAAGCUGAAAAAAAAUCAGUGUUUCUUUUCUGAGUUUCAUGAAUUUUUACUGUUCUCUCAUUGCUCGCUAAGAAUAGCAAACCUGCUCCUUCUGCAUCUGCUUUGCGUAGCUGUAAGGCUUAACCUAACGUGUGUAUUUAUUGCUUGUACCUCUGUGCAUACUUUAUGAAGCAUUAUGUCCUGCAGUCGAGUCAUGUAUCCUUUCUACUGCUGUCAUUCUCUAAUAACUGGGAAUAUGAUCUCCCUAUGUAUACAGUGAAUUGGACUGUAGCAAACACAUAUGUUUAUGUAAUUGGUGAAUACCGUUUCUUUUUUUUUUUCUUUUUUUUUUUUCUUUAUUCUUUUGAUCUAACUAAUUUUUGAUACUUUUCAUUACGGUGUACUGUGUCCAUACGUUAAGAUUCUCUGGCAUUAGAAGUCAUGGGUGAGAAUUGUAACCGGAGUUAUUAUUUUGUGUAUUCAUGGCUUUUCACUGCUGAAUAAAAUAA
This is a messenger RNA of Osmerus eperlanus (European smelt), 3927 nucleotides long. Its product is annotated as forkhead box protein P2-like. The record is from RefSeq and is a predicted model, not a curated record. The coding region runs from base 165 to 476 and encodes 103 amino acids. Gene Ontology annotation, molecular function: RNA polymerase II cis-regulatory region sequence-specific DNA binding; DNA-binding transcription repressor activity, RNA polymerase II-specific. Gene Ontology annotation, biological process: regulation of transcription by RNA polymerase II. The transcript is spliced from 2 exons. Gene Ontology annotation, cellular component: nucleus. NCBI's taxonomy places the organism in Eukaryota, Metazoa, Chordata, Actinopteri, Osmeriformes, Osmeridae.